UAACAAGAAAAUAACGCCGUCUGUACACGAGUAAUCCAAGAAAAGCAACUGCUUAUAUUUAGGCAACGAAUUUGCGUACUUGAUGGCUGUGCGAUAAAGCUGAAUUCACUUUUGACAACUCUUGCGACAACGUUCCCCGCAAAAUCUGCUGAGCAUUCAACCUGUUUGCCAACUCUUUGACAUUUUCCUUUCCAUGCACCGUCCUUAAUACGAUGCAUGCACGUCCUCCCUCUUCUUCUUUUUGGCAAUCCACAUUCUUUUGCCGGUUAUAAGUCCCUCGUAUCAAGAAACUUCUAGGGAUUCUCUUUUUCAGUUUCGAGCUUUUCAGAAGGGUAUAUUGAUGGAUCCGGCGGAGCUUCGUCGGGUUUUCCAGAUGUUCGACAGGAACGGGGACGGCCGGAUCACGAGAAAGGAGCUGAGCGACUCGUUACAGAACCUGGGCAUCCACAUCUCGGACAGAGAUCUGGCCCAGAUGAUCGAGAAGAUCGACGUGAAUGGUGAUGGAUACGUGGACAUUGACGAGUUCGGCGCGUUGUACCAGACGAUCAUGGACGAGAGAGAUGAGGAGGAGGACAUGAAGGAGGCUUUCAACGUGUUCGACCAGAAUGGGGACGGGUUCAUCACGGUGGAGGAGUUGCGGUCGGUCCUGGCGUCGUUGGGGUUGAAGCAAGGGAGGACCUUGGAGGAUUGCAAGAAGAUGAUAAACAGGGUGGAUGUGGAUGGAGAUGGGAUGGUCAACUUCAAAGAGUUCAAGCAGAUGAUGAAGGGCGGUGGUUUUGCUGCUUUAGGGUCCAGUUGAUAUUCAAAAAACAUUGUUAUCUUAGAGACUAUGUUGUUUUUGCAUGUAGAAACAAAUGCAAACGUCGUGUUUCGUAUUUCAACACUCUACAUCUGUUACACAUUUUUAAGGUUCUUCAUCGCGAAAAUGAGAGUUUCGUCCUACCGGGUUGUGCACC
Molecule: messenger RNA, 956 nt
Organism: Syzygium oleosum
Lineage: Eukaryota; Viridiplantae; Streptophyta; Magnoliopsida; Myrtales; Myrtaceae
Product: calmodulin-like protein 3
Exons: 1
Coding region: 341-799 (152 amino acids)
Molecular function (GO): calcium ion binding
Source: RefSeq, a predicted model, not a curated record